AUGCCGGCCGUGUCCAAGGGCGAUGGGAUGCGGGGGCUCGCGGUGUUCAUCUCCGACAUCCGGAACUGUAAGAGCAAGGAGGCAGAGAUUAAGAGGAUCAACAAGGAACUAGCCAACAUCCGCUCCAAGUUCAAAGGGGACAAAGCUUUGGAUGGCUACAGUAAGAAAAAAUAUGUGUGUAAACUGCUCUUCAUCUUCCUCUUGGGCCACGACAUCGACUUUGGUCACAUGGAGGCGGUGAACCUGCUGAGCUCCAAUAAAUACACUGAGAAGCAGAUAGGUUACCUGUUCAUCUCGGUGCUGGUGAACUCGAACUCGGAGCUGAUCCGGCUCAUCAACAAUGCCAUCAAGAACGACCUAGCCAGCCGCAAUCCCACCUUCAUGUGCCUGGCCCUGCACUGCAUUGCGAACGUGGGCAGCCGUGAGAUGGGCGAGGCCUUCGCCUCCGACAUCCCCCGCAUCCUAGUGGCUGGGGAUAGCAUGGACAGCGUGAAGCAGAGUGCCGCCCUGUGUCUGCUUCGACUCUACAAAGCCUCUCCUGACCUGGUGCCCAUGGGCGAGUGGACGGCCCGUGUGGUGCACCUACUCAAUGAUCAGCACAUGGGUGUGGUCACGGCCGCUGUCAGCCUCAUCACCUGCCUCUGCAAGAAAAACCCAGAUGACUUCAAGACCUGCGUCUCCCUGGCUGUGUCGCGCCUGAGCCGGAUCGUCUCGUCAGCCUCCACCGAUCUCCAGGACUACACCUACUACUUCGUCCCGGCCCCCUGGCUCUCGGUGAAGCUCCUACGACUGCUACAGUGCUACCCGCCUCCCGAGGACGCAGCGGUGAAGGGACGGCUGGUGGAGUGUCUGGAAACUGUGCUCAACAAGGCUCAGGAGCCACCCAAGUCCAAGAAGGUGCAGCACUCCAACGCCAAGAACGCCAUCCUGUUUGAGACCAUCAGCCUCAUCAUCCACUACGACAGCGAGCCCAACCUGCUCGUCCGUGCCUGCAACCAGCUGGGCCAGUUUCUGCAGCACCGCGAGACCAAUCUGCGUUACCUGGCGCUGGAGAGCAUGUGCACGCUGGCCAGUUCCGAGUUCUCCCAUGAGGCCGUCAAGACACACAUCGACACUGUCAUCAACGCCCUCAAGACUGAGCGGGACGUCAGUGUACGGCAGCGGGCGGCUGACCUUCUCUACGCCAUGUGUGACCGGAGCAACGCCAAGCAGAUUGUAUCCGAGAUGCUGAGGUACCUGGAGACAGCUGACUACGCCAUCCGGGAAGAGAUCGUCCUGAAGGUGGCCAUCCUAGCUGAGAAGUAUGCUGUGGACUACAGCUGGUACGUGGACACCAUCCUCAACCUCAUCCGCAUCGCAGGCGACUACGUGAGCGAGGAGGUGUGGUACCGUGUGCUGCAGAUUGUCACCAACCGUGAUGAUGUCCAGGGUUACGCAGCCAAGACCGUCUUUGAGGCGCUCCAGGCCCCAGCCUGUCAUGAGAACAUGGUGAAAGUUGGCGGCUACAUCCUUGGGGAGUUUGGAAACCUGAUUGCUGGGGACCCUCGUUCCAGCCCCCCAGUGCAGUUCUCCUUGCUCCACUCCAAGUUCCACCUGUGCAGUGUGGCCACACGGGCCCUGUUGCUGUCCACCUACAUCAAGUUCAUCAACCUCUUCCCUGAAACCAAGGCUACCAUCCAGGGGGUGCUGCGGGCUGGCUCCCAGCUGCGCAAUGCCGACGUGGAGCUACAGCAACGUGCUGUCGAGUACCUCACCCUCAGCUCCGUGGCCAGCACCGACGUCCUGGCCACAGUGCUGGAGGAGAUGCCUCCCUUCCCUGAGCGUGAGUCCUCUAUCCUGGCCAAGCUGAAACGCAAGAAGGGGCCAGGGGCAGCCAGUGCCCUGGAUGACAGCCGCAGGGACCCCAGUAGCAAUGACAUCAAUGGGGGUGUGGAACCCACCCCCAGCACCGUGUCAACGCCCUCACCGUCCGCUGACCUCCUGGGGCUGCGGGCAGCCCCUCCGCCAGCAGCAGCCCCAGCUCCCGCCAGUGCAGGCAACCUCCUGGUCGAUGUCUUCUCGGACGGGCCAGCCGCCGUGCCCAGCCUGGGACCCACGCCUGAGGAGGCCUUCCUCAGCGAGCUGGAGCCGCCUGCCCCCGAGAGCCCCAUGGCUCUGCUGGCCGACCCAGCCCCAGCUGCUGACCCAGGUCCUGAGGACGUCGGGCCCCCUAUCCCAGAGGCUGAUGAACUGAUGAAUAAGUUCGUGUGCAAGAACAAUGGGGUCCUGUUUGAGAACCAGCUACUGCAGAUUGGAGUCAAGUCUGAGUUCCGGCAGAACCUGGGCCGCAUGUAUCUCUUCUAUGGCAACAAGACCUCGGCGCAGUUCCAGAACUUCUCACCCUCCGUCAUCCACCCUGGAGACCUCCAGACUCAGCUGGCUGUGCAGACCAAGCGCGUGGCAGCACAGGUGGACGGUGGGGCGCAGGUGCAGCAGGUACUCAACAUCGAGUGCCUGCGGGACUUCCUGGCACCCCCACUGCUGUCGGUGCGCUUCCGGUAUGGGGGCUCUUCCCAGUCCCUCACCCUGAAGCUCCCCGUCACCAUCAACAAGUUCUUUCAGCCGACAGAGAUGGCCGCCCAGGACUUCUUCCAACGCUGGAAACAGCUGAGCCUCCCCCAGCAGGAAGCACAGAAAAUCUUCAAAGCCAACCAUCCCAUGGACGCAGAGGUGACCAAGGCCAAGCUCCUGGGGUUUGGCUCUGCCCUCCUGGACAACGUGGAUCCCAAUCCUGAGAACUUCGUGGGGGCUGGGAUCAUCCAGACGAAAGCCCUACAGGUGGGCUGCCUGCUCCGGCUGGAGCCCAACGCCCAAGCCCAGAUGUACCGGCUGACCCUGCGCACCAGCAAGGAGCCCGUCUCUCGUCACCUCUGUGAGCUGCUGGCCCAGCAGUUCUGA
Molecule: messenger RNA, 2937 nt
Organism: Chrysochloris asiatica (Cape golden mole)
Lineage: Eukaryota; Metazoa; Chordata; Mammalia; Afrosoricida; Chrysochloridae
Gene: AP2A1
Product: adaptor-related protein complex 2, alpha 1 subunit
Exons: 24
Coding region: 1-2937 (978 amino acids)
Biological process (GO): clathrin-dependent endocytosis; intracellular protein transport
Cellular component (GO): AP-2 adaptor complex; membrane coat
Molecular function (GO): clathrin-cargo adaptor activity
Source: RefSeq, a predicted model, not a curated record